AUGCCCGAAAACACUCCUCUUCUCGGACAGUCGCGAAACGGCAACGGAAAGAAUGAGCUCUCAUGGAGCCAGCGGCUACGACACUUCACAUGGAGCUGGUAUGAGGUUACGAUGUCGACGGGCGCUCUCGCAACGCUGAUCGGCCAACAACCCUACAAAUUCCCCGGUGUCGAUGCCAUUGGAUGGGCAUUCGCUAUCCUGAACAUUGUACUUUUCGUUGUGUUCACUGGAUGUAUCGUUUACCGGUUCUCCACCGGUAGCGGUAGACUGUCACGAAGUCUUCACCACCCUCAUGAGAGCUUCUUCUUUGGCGCCUUCUUCGUGAGCCUCGCACUUAUCUUGUACUGCGUUGACCUUUUCGUUGUCCCGCUGUGUGGAGAAUGGCUGCUCACAACCAUUAUGGUGUUGUACUGGACCUACGCGGGCAUCGUCGCCCUAGUGGCAGUGUUGCAGUAUCACAUCAUCUUUGACCGCAUAAAGCUUCCAGUCACGAACGCCCUACCCGCUUGGAUUCUGCCAAUGUAUCCGUUCCUUAUGCUUGGUGUGCUGGGCAGUGCGCUUCUCAAAAGUCAGCCGUCAGAUGCUGGUCUCCCUAUAUUUAUUGGAAGUAUUGCUUUCCAAGGCCUGGGCUGGACUAUCGCGUUCUUUAUUCUGACAAUCUAUGUCACACGCCUAGUCAAUAGCAAUCUCCCGGUGCCAUCGAAACGCCCGGCCAUGUACGUUGCUGCGGGACCGGCGGCCUACACUGCGAACACGUUUGUCGUGCUCGGUAUGGAAGCACCAAAGCACAUUCCGAAAGGCUUCCUCGACAUCGACUCUAUCCCAGUUGGCGACGUCUUCAAGGUUGUCGGUAUUACCGUCGGUAUCUUUCUCUGGCUGGCGUCAUUCUGGUUCAGCGCACUGAGCACUGUCGGUGUCCUGAUCUCGUUGAAAGAGUCACACUUCACGCUCAACUGGUGGGCAUUUAUCUUCCCGAAUGUUGGCCUAGUCAUUGCACUUCUCAAGAUUGCAGAGGCUCUGAAACUUAGCAGCGUGCAGAUGAUCUGCAGCGGAGCGACACUUGUACUGACUCUGGCCUGGGUGGGUUUGGCAAUUAUGAACGUUCGUGCUCUUGCGCGGAAGGAGGUGCUAUGGCCUGGUCAGGAUGAAGAUAUGGAAGAUAUCGACGGCAGCCCAGAGGACAUGGACGGCGAGAGGAACAGUGACGAGUGA
This is a messenger RNA of Ascochyta rabiei, 1212 nucleotides long. RefSeq lists its product as uncharacterized. Gene Ontology annotation, biological process: malate transmembrane transport. The record is from RefSeq and is a predicted model, not a curated record. Gene Ontology annotation, cellular component: membrane. The coding region runs from base 1 to 1212 and encodes 403 amino acids. The transcript has a single exon. NCBI's taxonomy places the organism in Eukaryota, Fungi, Ascomycota, Dothideomycetes, Pleosporales, Didymellaceae. Gene Ontology annotation, molecular function: malate transmembrane transporter activity.